Messenger RNA from Stegastes partitus (bicolor damselfish), 1710 nucleotides. Its product is annotated as sterol 26-hydroxylase, mitochondrial-like. Gene Ontology annotation, molecular function: heme binding; oxidoreductase activity, acting on paired donors, with incorporation or reduction of molecular oxygen; monooxygenase activity. The transcript is spliced from 4 exons. The annotation marks the transcript as partial. NCBI's taxonomy places the organism in Eukaryota, Metazoa, Chordata, Actinopteri, Pomacentridae. Gene Ontology annotation, biological process: C21-steroid hormone biosynthetic process; cortisol metabolic process; cholesterol metabolic process. Gene Ontology annotation, cellular component: mitochondrial inner membrane. The record is from RefSeq and is a predicted model, not a curated record.
ACCUCCAACACUAUCUCCUGGUCUUUGCACCUCUUGGCAAAGGAGCCAGAGAUCCAAGAACAGCUGUACCAGGAAGUGAUCGGAGUUUGUCCCGGUGACAAAGUGCCAAACAGCAGUGACAUCGCUCAUAUGCCGUUUCUGAAGGCCAUCAUCAGAGAGACGCUGCGGCUGUAUCCGGUGGUACCAGGGAACGCCCGAGUCACUGUGGACAAUGAGAUUGUGGUUGGAGAUUAUCUCUUCCCAAAAGAGACUCUGUUCCACUUGUGCCACUACGCCGUUUCGUACGAUGAAAACGUCUUCCCGGACCCCCACACCUUCCUGCCUCAGCGCUGGCUCCGAGGACUGGAGGAUAAAUCCAAGCAGCACCCGUUCGGGUCGGUGCCGUUCGGUUUUGGUGUCCGGGCGUGUUUGGGGCGGCGGGUGGCUGAGCUUGAGAUGUAUCUCCUCCUGUCCAGGUUGAUAAAGCAGUACGAGGUGAGGCCGGAUCCUGCUGGAACCACAGUGAAGCCGAUCACCAGAACCCUGCUUUGUCCCGCCACGCCGAUAAACCUGCAGUUUCUGAACAGGAGAGUGGAGCAGGCAGAGCCGAGGGCAGCGGCCGGAGCUUCUCUGUGAGCUGCUUUUAGUAUUCACACUGUGUUGCCUUUCUGUCACCAAGCACUUGUUUAUACAGAGUUUAAAACAUGAGCACCGGCUGGAAUCCGCCUAAACUGUGCUGCUGCUGCAGACUGAAUGAAGAGGGGGGCUGUGCAGUAUAUAGAACCACUACACUGUUGACUCAUACUUUAACGCACAGUUUAGUCAAUGCACAUCUACAGACGCCACUUUUUUUUUUCACUGUGAGCUGUUUCCAAACUUUAUUCAGUCCUUUCUGGAUAGAAUUUACGCGUUUUCUUCAUGUUUCUGUGGGUCUGACUGUAGUGUCUCCAAAGAAAUGUGUGUAUUCCGAGAUCAUUUCUGCUCAUGCCUCUAAAAGCUAGUGCUGAUGUUAUUCAGUAUUUUAUUUAAUCGUUAAUCCAAAGCAACAAGUUCGUCUCUGGACACUUUUAGACUUUGCUACACUACAAGAUUCCUGCUGAAAUGUGCAUCCUAAAUGGCACUUAUUUUUUAUUUGCUGAGCACUGUAGUUUGUAGGAACCAUUACUCGUAUUUAAAAUACUUCAUCUUUUUCAGUGUUUAAGAGGGAAGAUUUGUGCACAAAGGCUUUUUUUCAGUGUAUGUAAAAAAUGAACAAAAAUCAAUUCGUAGUUUAUUUUUACUACAAAUAUAUAGACACUACUCGUCCUUCUUUUGAAGUAGUUUAAGUAAUGUUUUUACGCUGUAUAUUAAAGACUUUAAGUGUUGAUCUAACAAUACAAAAUUUUAACAUGGAGAUUCAAAAAAGAAUUGUGUCAUAUUUUGUUUUUUUGUACAUAUGUUUUUUUUUCUAGGUUUUAAUAAUGUUUAUAAAUGUAAUUUCUUUUUUUAAUUAAAUAUGUAUGCUGUUUAAGUUGUGCAAAGAUGUAAUUAAAAUGUCUAUACUGUGUAAUUUGUAAGUUUUUAAUAUUUUAGAUGAUUUAACAGACUGUAAUAACACAAGUUGGGGGAAAAAAAAAGAUUUUAGGCUUUUUUUUUAACAAAUGCAAGUUGCACACUGUGUUUGAAUUUUCAACAGAUGUCAGUGUCAUCCUCAUGUCUUAUUUUGUCAAAUAAAGUUGCAAAUAUACUUUU